GUAGUGUGUUUUGUGUUUUUUCAAUUUUUCCAACUUAAUGGAAAUUAAAAAUUAAGUUAUUAACAUUAAGUGAAAAGAAUCCUUUAAAUUAAACAAAACGCGCUGUGUAAUGUCUUAGAGGAAUAUAAUUUGGAAAAUUGCAUGUGAAAAUAGUCCUCGAGAAACAACACCCGACAGUAGUAGCAGUAGAAGAAGAGAGUGUGGUGUCCUUUUUGUAAUUUUAAGGGAGUGCGUGGAGGAAAAGCGAAAAUUGCAUUUCAUAUGAAAAGUGAAAGAAGGAAAAAUCGUCCAAUGUCCGUUGUCUCGUAGUGUGUAAAAUAUAGUAUGUAUGUAUAAAUAAAUGUUUGAAUGUUUGCUGCUGGUGCGUGUCGCGAGUGUGUGCGUCGUGAGUUGUGUUGCCGAAUGUACGGAGUAUGAAUAAGAAAAAAUACAACAAGCAAUGGAAAAGGUGGAAAAUACAAAAUAGCAAUAACAACAACAACAACACCAAGAAGUGAAAAGUUGAAAAAGUGUGUGGGGUGCUUUUGCUGCCGCCCCAGAGCUGCCGCUUUCCAAGACGACAUACCCGAGUCUUAUUAAAGAAAAAGAAGAAGAGAAGGAGUAACACAAGAGCACAAAAACAACCUCUUCAAGAUUGUGAGGCAGAGCGGAAAAGCCUGCCAAAGAGGAAUUACAACAGCCAAACCUUAAAUAUUAGUGCUAUUUUUUUUUUGCUCAAAGAAUUUCAUUUUUAUUGAAAGUUGAAAAGGUGGAGCUCGGCUAAAAAAAAAAUUGUGAAUUUUCAAAAACGAAACCGCAGUUUUAUGGAAUAUCCUACAAAAUGAGUUCGAGUUGUGAAAGAAUAGAAUGGGUGGAAAUAAUAGAACCCCGCACCAAAGAGCAUAUGUAUGCCAAUCUAACCACCGGCGAAUGUGUUUGGGAUCCACCUGAAGAUGUUCCAAUUAAGCGCACCGAUUCAUCGCAGUGGUGGGAAUUGUUCGAUACGAAUACGCAACGCUUCUAUUACUACAAUGCUGCCUCGCAAAAGACCGUCUGGCAUAGGCCUAGCAAAUGUGACAUCAUACCGCUGGCUAAAUUGCAAACGCUCAAACAGAACACCGAUCCCAGUGAUCGACGUGAGAUUAGCACGCAAACGCAACAAUUACAGCAUCAGCCGCAACCGCCGCAACAUUCGUCACAACAUUCGUCGCCUUCCAUGCCCAAAGUACGCUCAGCAUCCCAGCGAGGCACCAGCAGCAGCAGCAGUCAUCAUCUAACGCCCAACAGCAAUACCAACACCACAGGCAGUGUGGGGAGCGGUGGGCGAGGCGAUGGCAGCGGCAGCAUCGGCGGCGGCGGUGGUGGGGGCACCAACAAACGUAGCAGUGCCGGUUUGCCAUUGCAUGCUAGCUCAGAAGAGAAACUCUCAAGCGAAAUACUCUCAAGUCCACGUGGGCGUCAAAGUUUUCGUGUGGGAACGGGUGAUUCAUCGCGCUCCAUGGACAUGCAACAAAUUUCACAAUCAUCAAGACGUUCGCAAGACUCAUAUAAUCAUUUCAAAGAAUCGGGUAAAUCGAGUGAUUCUAGUCUCUCCAGCAUGCAUGGUUAUCAUCGAUUCAACGAUGAUCAUAUACCAGGUGGUGGCAGUCCCGCCGGCAUGGCCAGUCCAAGUGAGAGCUUACGUAUGGGCUCAUUGCAGAAACAUCGAAGCCGGAAGGAGGGCAGUGGAAGCUUUGAUAUGCUGCAAGAGAGUAUGAGUUCGCAUAAUUUACCUCAUUUGGGCAGUGGUGGCCAGAGGCAGCAGCAAAUGAGUUCACCAACGAUGCAUACAUCGGCGGCAGCGGUGGCACAAAGCAAAAAGAAAAUCUCACCGGAUGCCCAUCAUUUACAGCAGCAACAGCAUCAGCAGUAUCCCUCAUCGCCGCAAGCAUACAAUUCGCAACAACGUGGAGGAGGUGGCAGUACCACGGGUAGUGUUGGCAGCAAAUCAUCAUCGACAAGGGCCAUGGAAUAUGGUGGAAGUGAACGCGAGCGUGAUUACAAAGUUGCUUUGGCCAGAUCGGGUAGCUUCAUGUCUUCGUCCAUAAACCCCUCGGCGGCUGGACAUCAUAGUAAAUCCUAUCGCAGAUCGGCAGCUGAGGCUAAUGGCACCGCGGCGCCCCACAUUGGUGUGAUCGGUGGCAAUGGUGGUGGUGGUAAUGGAGGCAAUGGAGGAGCGGCCAGUGAUGAUUCCAUGCAUGAAAAGUAUUUCAAGUCAGUGGAAAAUACGCCACUCUCACGCCGUCGCCACACUACCACCCCCAAGGGUUCCAGUGGUGCCGCAAGUGCCAGCAGUGGUCAUGGCACUGGCGGCAGUGCUGGCAGCAAUAUGAAACAUUCUAGUGACUCAUCACCCCAAAGUCCCAUUAGUCCUCACAACAAUAAGAACAAGCCACUGAAGGCAUCGCCCAAUAUUAUGGCCGAUCGAGGUGGUAUGGGAGCACCCAUGUUACAUUCACCAGGUGGUCACUCGACGUGUUCCGGGCCACCGCCCACAUCUAGUCAUGCCCAUUAUAAACAGGACUCUUCCUGUAGUCUGGAACUAUUGAAUUUGGAUCGUCUAUCGCUGCGCGAUGGCGGAGGCGUGGGAGGAAGUUCAAAUAAGACGACAUCACCACAUUUGAGUGAUAUCACCGGACAUGCGUCCACCAAUAAUAUGACUUCGAAAAAUUUCCCCUCAUCCGAUAAUAUUGGGAUGAUGACCCACUCCUCGAGAGGUUCCAAUGAUUCAAGGGGUAAGCACAAGACAUCAAACACUGGAUCAUGGUCACAGCAUCAGGAUAAUCAUCGAUCAAGAGGCCACAAUUCCAUGAGUUUGGAGAAACAUUCGCGCCAUUCUAAUGAUUAUUAUCACCAUGAUAAUAAACGUGAUACUCGUAAAGCCAAAGACAGACACAAUCACUUGCAUGCCGACAACAGUGAUGUGGAAUAUGACAAUGGAAACAUUUCACCCUUGUACAGUAACUGGGAUACGGAAAUGCAAGAGCAUUUAUUGCCUUUAAAGCACUACAUUCUGGAACAGGCCAAAUUGUCGGGGCGUUAUGUCUUCGGUGAUCCCAUUGAUUCCGAUUCCUAUCAUUCGGACAGUCAAUCGGAACAAUCACUGUCGGGUCAUGAGCCCGACAAUGAGGAUUCCGAUGGUGGUUCGGAUACUCAUGGUGGUUAUUUGGAGCACAAUUAUGGUAUGAUCGAAGACUAUGCUAAUAUGGGCGAUAGUGUGUCAUAUUAUGCUUAUCAAUAUCCCCCAUACGAUCCAGCAGCUAGAGAGGAUAUCUCCGACAAUGUUGAGGCCGUUUUAGAGGGAGUGGGUUCGGGUAUUAAUGAAACCGCUGGCCAAAAAUCCAAACCUCGUUAUCAAUUCUCAUAUUAUGAUACAGCUACCACACACACGCCAUCUACCCUAAAUCAUCAUCAUCAGCAACAACAACAACAGCAGCAGCAACAACAAUCGCUCCAUCAUCAGCAACCACAGUCACAUCACCAACAACAAACAAACAAACAGCAACAUGCCUCAUCGCAACCCACACCAACAGCACAACAACCGCAACAACAGCAACUCUAUUCAAAUGCCCCUCCCCUACCACCUGGUCAUCCCUCGUCUUCUGCCUCUCAUCAUCAUUUGCAAUUGGAUACGAAUGACAAAUCAAAACAAUCACAAACAUUACCCUCGCCCAAUCGUCAAAUAUCACGCAUCGCACAAAAUUCCCAAGAUAGUGGAACUGGCAUUGGUGGCCGACUGCCAAUGCCGCCGCCACAUCAAUAUGGUCGUGAUGAUGUUUCGAAUAGUGGCAGUGGCGGCCAUCAUCAUGGUGUCAUCGGAUCCAACAUUGUUGGCGGCAUUGGUGGCAGUAUGAUGCGUCGACCAUUGCCACCGCCAAAUCUGAAGCCCACAAUACAGCAAAUAUUUCCACCAUCGGAACGUCCACCCCAGAGUGGUGGUGGUGGUGGUGGCGGCGGUGGUGUUUUAACAACUUUGGCCUGCAUGAAGGAAUGUGAUAUAGAGAAGUUUGCAGCCGAUAAUUUAAAUUUACAUUCGAAAGGCAUCUUUCGCAAAAAGUCUUCCGUACGCGAUAUGUUAAGUUGGACAUCAGAGGCUAUUAGCCGUCCCAUGUUGGCAUUGUCGCGUGAUAAAAACGAUAAGAAGUCUGCCAUUGAACUGUUCAAGUUGGUGCAAAUCUAUAUGGGCGAUCGAAAAGCAAGAGCCGGUAUGAGUUUGAAUUCCGUGGCGAUUGACAUAAUCACAGCAGCUUUGCCCCAACAGCAGUUAAGAGAUGAGCUAUACGUACAGUUAUGCCGACAGACUACAGAGAAUCCCAAACGUGAUUCUUUGAUACGUGGAUGGGAACUUAUGGCCAUAUGUUUGUCGUUUGUGCCGCCAUCGCCAACUUUCCAGCCAACGUUGUUGAAUUAUGUCAAUCGCCAUAGAGAUCCCACAUUUGCCACCUCAUUUCCCGAGGUGGGCAAAUGGCCCAUUCAUGUUCAGAUAUCACAUUAUGCCACAGUUUGCUGUAGACGCUUAGAUCGCAUUGGUAGCCAUGGUAGAAGGCAGGCUAAGAAGCCAACCGAAGAUGAAGUGGAACAGGCUAGAAAUCACAUUUUACGCAACAGCAUGUUUGGCAAUACCAUUGAGGAGGUGAUGCUAUUGCAAAAGGACAAAUUUCCAUUCCGCAAACUACCCUGGAUACAAACCACUCUGUCAGAGCAUGUCCUUUUGCUUAAUGGCAAACAAACGGAAGGUAUAUUCCGAGUAUCGGCCGAUGUUGAUGAAGUCAAUUGUUUGAAAAAUCGCUUAGAUCGGUGGGAAGUUCCUGAUUAUAAAAAUACUAUGGUUGAUGCUCAUGCCCCUGCUAGUCUUUUGAAAUUGUGGUAUCGUGAAUUAUACGACCCCCUAAUACCGGAUGAAUUGUAUGAUGAAUGUGUAAAUACUGAGGAUCCAGAUAAAGCCAAAGCUAUAGUUGAUAGAUUACCAGAGUUAAAUAAAUUGGUCUUAACCUAUUUAAUACAUUUCCUGCAACAAUUUUCCCAUCCCGAUGUGGUGAGUGCCACCAAAAUGGAUUCAUCGAAUUUGGCCAUGGUUUUUGCGCCAAACUGUUUGCGUUGCACCUCGGAUGAUCCAAAGGUGAUAUUGGAAAAUGCCCGCAAGGAGAUGUCAUUUAUGCGCACAUUAAUCCAACACAUGGAUACAACACAUGUGGCCAAUUUAGUAGACGCUGCACCUGUCCCUUGAGACUGGAAUGAAGAAGAAAUGAAUGAACGAAUGAUUGAUUGAUGAUUGUCAUAGUUUAAGAAAAGUUAGUGAAUGGCACAUGAUGUAUACUACGUUAGAGCUAUGGAAAACAGAUCGGAUGGUUAACAGAGUAAGGCAAUGUAGACUAUUAACAAAAAAUUUAUACAAUAUCUAAGAUACUACUUUAUUUUAUAUAAUUAGACAAGAUGUUCAUAUAUAUAAUCAAAUAGGAUUUAUAACUUUUUCUACUAUGUAUUUUUCUUUGUGUUUCGUAUGAUGAGAUCAUGUAAUCAUGACCCUUUCGCAGAAUGACCAUACCAUUUGUAUGCCCCUACCAGAAAUACUUCUUCACUCAAAGAAUUUUUUUUUUUUUUUGGAAAAAAACAAAAAAUAUUUGCUGUGCUAACAGUUUAUCGUUUCUGAAAAAAGGCAAAACUGCCCUAUAUGUUAUUUAACCAAACUUCUGUUUCCAAUUUAAACAGAGAAAAAAACUGCAGCUGUUUUCUGUCGACUGGCGAAAACGUAUUGUGGUUAAGUUAAGAUUGAUUAGGUAGCCACCAUCAAGGUGUCUUCACUCACAGGUCAUUUUGGCCCAUUGUGAUACCCUUAUGCGGAGAAGUGAGAUGAGAAAGUAAAAAUGUGUCCUCGAUAUGAACUAGGUUAGGCUGAAAUGAGUGUGUGGAUAUUUAACUGUUGUUGUUGUAGCAGUUUAUUGUGUUCUAUCUUUCGUCUGCUUGAUUCUGUUGAGUGUCAAGACCCAGGAACUCUGCGACUAAGAUGGAGUGCGUCCACAUGGAUCUGGGUCUGAGUGGAGUGGGUCUGGCCGGGCAGUUAAUAAACAGGUGACGUGUAUCAUGCGGUUCCUGGUUACAAUCGGGACAUACAUCUUGCACGUCGGCAUCAAUCCUAGCUCUGUGGGAAUUGAGGCGGCUGCAUCUGCCGGAAUGUAAUUGAGCCAGAACUAUUCUGGUUUGCCGGGAGAGGUCGAUUUCUUCGGGUGCAAUGGGGGACGGACGUUCUCCAAGGACUACAUUCACCCGGUAGCCAAUUUCCGCAUCUGCUACCGUGUCUGCAUGAAGGUUGUUUAGACCCAAUUGAUAUGCCGCUUCAUCUAGAGGUUCUCUCUUGUAGCGCUGAACCUCACGCUCUAGAUCAUGUAGAUCUAUCUUAAGGCUUCUGGACGGUGGAUUGAUGACAUCUGCGAUUGGUUGAACGUUUACUCAACGAGCUUGCCUCAUAUUUCGCUGCAAGAAAUCUGAAGAUAUCCGCCACCAAAUCUUCAGCCACAUUGUUCACUACAAAUACGCGUGAGGUGAAUACUGAGCUGAUUGUGAUGGUCGAUGGAGAAAUGAUUCCGACCAUCAAGUGUCCCAAAAUACUUGGCGUCACAUUUGACAGCUCUUACACAUUCUCCCCACAUGCCACAGUAAUCUGCGAUAAAGUCAAAAGUAGAAACAAGGUCCUCAAGUCACUUGCUGGCAGCACUUGGGGUGCAGACAAAGAAACCUUGUCGAGCACAUACAAAGCAAUUGGCCGGUCUGUGGUAAGUUAUGCAGCGCCAGUGUGGUCUCGUCAACUUUGUGACACGCAGUGGAAUAAUAUUCAGAUCUGUCAAAAUGACGCCCUCCGAACUACGACGGGCUAUCUGCUCAGAUAUUUAUCCGUCCCAUGCCACUGUAGACAUACAACUAAGUCUGUAGUUGAUUUGCUGUUCCCUAUAAUGUUCUAAUAAGCAACCUCGAAAAAAAUCCAAUUCAGGAAUUUCGUGCUACUAACAAACCUCCCUAAUCGUUCUCCAUUUUACUCCUCUAAGUCGGUUGAAGACUGGUAUUGUGUACCCACCUAGGUUAGGUUGAAAGGAGGGUGCAGAUAUUAAUCCCCCCCAUGCCACUAUGGACAUAUGCCUAAGUCAGUAAUCGGCUUCUUGUGAGCUCUAAAUACUAAAAAGUAACCUCCAAAAAGAAAAUCUAAGUUAGGAAUUCCAUGCUACUUACAAAAUCCUUAAUUGUUUUCCAUGUCACACCCUUAAGUUGGUUCAUGUCUGGUAUAGUGUCUCACCCAAAGUGCUGGUAUCUGUUAGACGCGAAAUCCGGACAAUGACAUAGGAAAUGCUCAAACGUCUCAUCAUUUUCCCCGCAUGCCCUACACAUGCUAUCACUUGCCGCGCAGAUAUUACAUAAGUGAGCUCGUAGUCCUAUAAGUCCUGUUAUGAUACCGUAAGCUUUACUGACCUCCUGUUUGCCUCCUUUCAGUAAUAGCCCCGUGUUCUCACAAUCCGGAUCUUUCCAUAGGAUUUUCGCCGUCCUACCGACCGUUUCGCUCUUCCACAAUGUUGCAUGCGCAUUCGUCGAUCACUCUCUUAACUCGAAUUGCGUCGACCCGAGAGGCUUCGGGUUAACCAAGUUUGUUGACGGCAGUCCUCUGGCCUCCACUGCAAAAUCGUCUGCCCUUUCAUUUCCCCUUACUCCGUUAUGGCCCGGCGCCCAAACGAUGCGGAUUUUGCCAUCCUCAGAGAAGGCGUUAUUCUCCUUCUUACACUGCAAGACUGUUCGUGACCCUGCCGUCCUGGUUGUUAUGACCCUUAUGGCAAUUUUACUGUCGGUAAAGAUGUUCGCCUCACGCAUUCCGUGAUCGUCCGAAUCUCUGCCUGCAGGACCGUAUUAUGGUCAGGCAGUCUAAAACAGAACUCAGCCCCUGAGCUCUCAAUGUAGACCCCGAAUCCCUCUCUGUCCUCUAGCCGAUGGCAGUAGUGACUCGCACUCGACUUCAGGUGUCGUCUCAGGUAUCCGACCCGAAACCUCUUCCAUUCCUUCCAGGUUUCCUAUUUUACCAGAGUUCCGUCAAUCCAAGACUGUGCCGAUGGCAGUAAUGACUCGCACUCGAUUUCAGGUGUCGUCUCAGGUAUCCGACCCGAAACCUCUUCCAUUCCUUCCAGGUUUCCUAUUUUACCAGAGUUCGGUCAAUCCAAGACUGCGACGCUGGCAGUAAUGACUCGCACUCGAUUUCAGGUGUCGUCUCAGGUAUCCGAUCCGAAACCUCUGCCAUUCCUUCCAGGUUUCCUAUUGGCACCACGAUUAUACGGUGUUCGCCCAUCCAUCCAUUUUCCCAUCGCUUUAAGUCUCAUUGCCGCAGUGGCUGCCUCACACUUAAUCUGUAUGUCUAUGGUCGGAUAUCUGGAAUAGUAUCCAGAGCCCGAAUGGGCGUGUUUCUCACCGCCAUCCUGGUCCUUCUACAUAGCGCCCAACAUCUGUGAGACUUCUCGAUUCACUCCUUAAAGUGACACUUCCAGUGAAGUUUCCUAUCCAAAGUCACUCCUAGAUUAGUCUUAAAGAUGAGAGAGAAAAAAAAAAGAGAAGAAAAGGAGCAAGCGGUCGAUGUUCAUUGGAGGAACAUUGGGCACACCCAGGGGAAGUGCUCUGGUCAAUAUCUGGGGGAGGAGCUCUGGUCCAUACCCAGGAAAAGAACAGUGUUUCACACCCAGUGGAGGAGCUCUAGUCCACACCCAGGAGAAGAACAGUGUUUCACACCCAGGAGAGGAGCGCUCUUCCACACCCAGGAGAGAAGCACUGGUCGUCCACAUCUGGGAGAGGAGCGAUGCUUUACACCCAGGGGAGGAGCUCUGGGCCACACUCGGGGGAGGUGCACUGGCCCACAUCCAGGGGAGGAACACUGCUUUACACCCAGAGGAGGAGCUACGUUGCCCACCCGGGGGAGGAGCACUGGUCCAUACCCAAGGAAGGUGUUCUGGUCCUCAGGGAAGGAGCACCGGUCCAUACCCAGGAUAGGAGCGUUGUUCCAAACCCAGGAGAGAAGCCCCGGUCGUCCACACCCUGGAGAGAAACACUGGUCGUUCACACCCAAGGGAGGAGCUCUGGUAUAUACCCGGGAGAGAAGCGCUGUUUUACACCCAGGGGAGGAGCUCUGAUCCACACCUGAGGGAGGAGCACUGCUCCAUACCCAGGGGAGGAGCGCUUUUUCACACCCAGGGGAAAAUCAGUGGUCGUCCACAGUCAGGGGAGAAGCACUGGUCCACAACCAGGGGUGGAACGCUGUUCCACACCCAGGAGAGAAGCAAUGGUCGUCCACACCAAGAGGAAGAGAAUAGUUCCACAGCCAGGAGGGAAACACUUGUCCGCACCCAUCGGAGGAGUUCUGCUUCACACCCAGUGAAGGAGAAGCACUAGUCCACACCCAGGAGAGGAGCACUGGUCGUCCACACCCAGGGGAGGAGCACUGGUCGUCCACACCCAGGAGAGAUGCACUGGUCUUCAACACACUCAAGGAAGGUGUUCUGGUCCACAUCCAGGCGAGGAGUACUAGUCAAUACCCAGGGGAGGAGCCCUGGUCGACACCCUACGAGGAGCACUUGUCGUCCACAACCAGGAGAGGAACACUAGUCCGUACCCAGGGGGAGGAGCACUAGUCCACACCAAGGGGAGAGCUCUGAUCCAAACCCGGGAAGGAGCACUGGUCUACAUACGGGGGAGGAGCGCUGGUUCACACCCAGUGGAGGAGCAAGAGUUUACAUUCAGGGAAGGAGCACUGCUUUACACCCAUGGGAGAAACUCUGGUGCACACCAAGGGGAGGAGCUCUAGUCCACACCCAGGAGAGAAGCACUGUUCCAUAUCCUCGUAAAUGUCUACUUUGCCCGUUACUCUUUUUCGAAAGCAAACGGUUCGUCUGUUUAUGGUCGACGGUAGCUUAUUCUGGCAAUCCAGCAUCCAUGAUUCGCCUUAAUCCACCGUCGGCGGAUCUGUGCACCUGCAGACCCAGUCAUGUGCAACGCAAGUCUUGUAUCGUUUCCUUAUCAAAACAGCUCCUGCAGGAUUCAUCAUUAUUAUCUUAUCACAAAGACCCCGUUUGUGACUACUGUCAUAGGUUUCAAACACCUCUUGUCGAAAACAAACAGGUUGUCCAACAUUUUCUGAUUUGCAGAAUCCCAAUUCUGCAAAUCAUGCGAUGAGUAGCUACCGGGUGAAUGUUGUCCUAGGAUAGAUGUAGUGUUUCAUGUGGUGCCAGGUAACCAUCGGGACACAUCUAAAUCUGUAAUUGAGGCGGCUUCAUCUGCCGGAUCGUAAUUGAGCCAGAACUACUCUGGUUUGCCGGGGGAUGUCAAUUUCUUCAGAUGCAAUGGGAGGCGGUCGUUCUCCAAGGACCACAUUCACCCGGUAGCUAUUCACCGCAUCUGAUAUACCGCUUGAUAUAGAGGUUCUCUCUUGCAGCGCUGAACCUCAUGCUCUAGAUCAUGUAGAUCUACCUUAAGGCUUGUGGGCGGUGGAUAUCUAUUCACAAGAUGAUGAUUUAUAUGGUCUCUGCGAUAACUGCCCGAAAGGUAUUGCUUAGACAGCAUGUGGUUACGUCUUCGCGUGGGUAGGAUCUUUGUCUCCUGAUAUAGGUGGGCUAUAUGAGAACUGAAAAUACAGCCCGCCGCAGUUCGAAGUGCGGCAUUCUGACAGAUCUGAAUAUUAUUCCACUACGUGUCACAGAAUUGACGAGACCACACUAGCACUGCGUAACUCACCGCAGGCCGGUCAUUAGCUUUUUACUUGGUCAACAAGGUUCUAUGUCAGCACCCCAAGUGCUGCCAGCAAGUGACUUGAGGACCUUGUUUCUACUUUUGACCUUAUCGCCUUAUAGAUGUUCCUCCAGUUCUCUGGUACCCUUGUGGUUAUCGCCUUCUGGAAAUCUUUCAUAAGUCAACCCGUUUGAUAAACCACCAUGGUGAUCUUUUUUUGCUUAUUUGGUUUAAUUCUAGGACAUGCUUCACCAUCAUAUCAAUGUCCUUACCAGUUUUCAUAUCCUUUUUUAAGUUUACAAGGAAUAGCACUGCAAAAAAUAUGCCAACACCUAAGUCGAUAUUGCUCAGAUUUGGAUCAUUGCCUACAUGAAAAUUAACCAUCUCAUACAAAUCUUUUAGACAUCUAAGAAAUUCCUUACCAAAUGUUUUUUUUAUACCCUACACCACCACUGUGGUACUGGUAUUAUAAUUUUGUACAUUUGUUUGCAACGCUAACAAGGAGGAGAGCUAAACCCAUGCUAAGUAUACCGAUGGGCUUAGAAUCACUUGCUGAUUCGCUUUAGCUAUGCCCGUCUCUCCGUCUGUCACAAGAAUACCUGAUUUGUGAUCAAGGUACAGAUCGCAUUUAUUAUCCGAUUAUCUGGAAAUUAUGCACAUGUCACUACUUUGGCCCAAGGACGAACGCUAGUGAUUUUGAACAAAAUCGGUUCAGAUUUAGAUAUAGCUCCCAUAUAUAUCUUUCAUCCGAUAUGGAGUUUUAAGGCUGUAGAAGCCACAAUUUUGAGCCGAUCUUUACAAAAUUUAGCAAGAGGUAUUUUAUUUGAUGUUUUCAUAUGUGUAAAAAAUUUCGUCAAAAUCGUUUCAGAUUUAGACGUAGCUCCCAUAUAUAUCUUUCAUCCGAUAUGUAGUUUUAAGGCUGUAGAAACCACAAUUUUGGCCCGAUCUUGACAACAUUUAGUGUGAUGUGUUCUAAUUGACGUCUUCAUUUAUGUGUAAAAUUUCGCCACAAUCUGUUCAGAUUUAGAUAUAGCUCUCAUAUAUAUCUUUCAUCCGAUAUGGCCUUUUAAGGCUGCAGAGCCCACAAUUUUGGUCCGUUCUUUACAAAAUUUAGCAAGAGUUAUUUUAUUUGACGCCUUCAUAUGUGUGUAAGAUUUUGUCAAAAUCGGUUCAGAUUUAGAUAUUGUUCCCAUAUAUGUCUUUCAUCCGAUAUGGCCUUUUAAGGCUGUAGAAGCAACAAUUUCGGUCCGAACCUCACAAAAUUUAGCAAGAGGUCUUUUAUUUGACGUCUUCAUAUGUGUGUAAAAUUUCGUCAAAAUCGGUUCAGAUGUGGACAUAGCUCCCAUAUAUACCUUUCAUUCGAUAUGGA
Molecule: messenger RNA, 12130 nt
Organism: Stomoxys calcitrans (stable fly)
Lineage: Eukaryota; Metazoa; Arthropoda; Insecta; Diptera; Muscidae
Gene: RhoGAP93B
Exons: 19
Coding region: 821-5245 (1474 amino acids)
Biological process (GO): signal transduction
Cellular component (GO): cytoskeleton; cytoplasm
Molecular function (GO): GTPase activator activity; protein binding
Source: RefSeq, a predicted model, not a curated record